This is a messenger RNA of Lonchura striata (white-rumped munia), 6560 nucleotides long. NCBI's taxonomy places the organism in Eukaryota, Metazoa, Chordata, Aves, Passeriformes, Estrildidae. The record is from RefSeq and is a predicted model, not a curated record.
AUGGCGGUGAGGCGGCGGCAGAGGCGCGGGCCGGGCGGCGGGCGAGCGCUGCUGGCCGCGGUGCUGCUGUGCGUGUGGGGCCGGGCGGCGGCCGAGCGGCUCCGCUACGCCAUCCCCGAGGAGCUGGGCAGAGGCUCGCUCGUGGGGCCGCUGGCGCGGGACCUGGGGCUCAGCGCGGACGAGCUGCCGGCGCGCAAGCUGCGGCUGAGCGAGGAGAAGCAAUACUUCACGGUGAGUGAGGAGAACGGGAACCUGUACGUGAACGAGAGGCUGGACCGGGAGGAGAUUUGCGGCGAGUCAGCGACCUGCUCCGUCAGCUUCGAGGUGCUGGUGAACAACCCCCUGAACAUUUUCCACGUCGACGUGACGAUCGAGGACGUGAACGACAAUUCACCCGCCUUCACCAAGGCCGUUUUGGACCUCGAGAUCGGUGAAUGGAUCUCUCCUGGUGCUCGUUUUCCCCUGGAGAUGGCCCGAGAUGAGGACGCAGGAAGCAACUCACUGCUGGCUUACCAGCUCAUCAGCAACCCAUCGUUCUCACUGUCUAUGCAGGAUAAGCCAGGUGAAAACAAGCAGCCAGAAUUAAUACUGGAGAGAGGGUUGGACCGUGAGGUGCAAAGCGCCUUUGAGCUAGUGCUAACGGCAGUGGAUGGUGGGGAUCCCGCGAGGUCCGGGACUAUCCAGGUUCGCAUCAACGUGACAGAUGCAAAUGACAACCCUCCCGUGUUCAGUAAACGCCUCUACGAGGCGCGAAUUGCAGAGAAUUUAGCAGUGGAGACAGUAGUGCUGCGGGUACGGGCGACGGAUGCUGACGCAGGCUCCAACGGGCGAGUGUCCUACUCCUUUGGCAGCGUCCCGGAAGCCGUCAGGGCAUUGUUCGCUAUCGACAGUGAGACUGGGGAAAUUAGAACAGCGGGUCUCCUCGAUUUCGAGGAGAAGAAUAAAUAUAUGUUCGGCGUAGAGGGGAGAGACGGCGGCGGGCUCAGCAGUCACUGCGAAGUGCAGAUCUACAUCACGGAUGAGAACGACAACAUGCCUGAAAUCACGAUUCUGUCGCUCUCAAGCCCGGUGCCCGAGGAUGCUCCGACAGGCACCGUGGUGGCCCUCCUGAAAGUGCGGGACAGAGACUCCGGCGAGAACGGUCAGGUGUCGUGCGAGCUGUCGGGAGAGGCGCCGCUGUCGAUCGUGGCGUCGUCGGGCGGCUCGUACAAGGUGGUGACGGCGGGCGCGCUGGACCGAGAGCAGGCGUCCGAGCACCGCGUGACGGUGGUGGCCCGGGACCGGGGCAGGCCGGCGCUGUGGAGCAGCACGGAGCUGGUGCUGGAGGUGUCGGACGUGAACGACAACGCGCCGGUGUUCGAGCAGCUGCUGCCGGCGGACAGCGGCGCCCUGCGCGGCGUGCCCGUGUCGCACUUCGUGGGCAUCGACGGCGUGCGCGCCUUCCUCCAGUCCUACUCGCACGAGGUGUCGCUCACGGCCGACUCGCGCAAGAGCCAGCUGCGCUUCUCGGCCGGCAGCUGCUGCGACACCCUCCCGGCCCGGCCGCCGCCCGACGAGCCCGCGCCGCUGCUCGGGGACCACGAUCCUGCCGGCGCCCUCCCCGCCGAUCCCGCCCCUCCCUCGCUGAUGGGGGUGAGCAGCCAACGGGGCGGCCCGGGGCGAGACCCCCUUGAGCGCCGUCCGGCGGCUGCAGUGGCGCGGCGGCGCCUCCGGGUGCCGCUGUUGGCCGCCGCCGAGCGGCGCUGGAGCCGCCGCCGCCGCCGCCGCAGCGUCCUGCCCCCGCAGGCUGCUCGCUCGCCCGGCGCCGGCCGCAGCGGCAGCGGCACCGCCACCGGCAGCAGCGGCGGCGGCGGCGAGGGGCGGGGAGAGGCGGCCGCGGUGCUGCUGUGCGUGUGGGGCCGGGCGGCGGCCGAGCGGCUCCGCUACGCCAUCCCCGAGGAGCUGGGCAGAGGCUCGCUCGUGGGGCCGCUGGCGCGGGACCUGGGGCUCAGCGCGGACGAGCUGCCGGCGCGCAAGCUGCAGGUGGCGUCUGCCGGCAAGAAGCAGCUGCAAUACUUCACGGUGAGUGAGGAGAACGGGAACCUGUACGUGAACGAGAGGCUGGACCGGGAGGAGAUGUGCGGCGAGUCGGCGACGUGCUCUGUCAGCUUCGAGGUGCUGGUGCACAACCCGCUGAACGUUUUCCGCGUCGAAGUAAACAUCCAGGACGUGAAUGACAACGCGCCGCGCUUUCUUAGGGAAAAUAUCCACUUCGAAAUCAUUGAGUCUACACCACCUGGUGCCCGAUUUUCUGUUGAUGUGGCCGAGGACGCGGACGUGGGCAGUAAUUCACUGCAAGGCUACAAGCUGGAGACCAACGGCUACUUCGCAGUGGAGGUGAAGGAGAGCCAAGACAGCAGCAAAUUCGCGGAGCUUGUGCUGCGCCGUGCACUGGACAGGGAGAGCGAGCCGAGCCUGCGUCUGCUGCUGACUGCGCUGGAUGGGGGAGACCCGCCUCUGACUGGCACCGCCCAGCUCUGGAUCAACGUCACCGACGCCAAUGACAACCCACCCGUGUUCGCGCAGGACCGGUACCGCGUCAGCCUGCGUGAGGACACGCCUCCGGGCUCAACGGUGCUGAACGUCUCUGCCUCUGAUGCCGACGCCGGCGCCAACGCACACAUCACCUACGGCUUCAGUAAAAUGCCGACUAAAAUGUUGCAGAAGUUCUUGGUGGAUGCAGAGAGCGGGACGAUCAGUCUGCAGAAGGAGCUGGAUUUUGAGGACAUGCGAGGCUACGUGUUGCUGGUGGAGGCGAGGGAUGGUGGCGGUUUGGUGGCACACUGCAAGGUGGAGGUGGAGGUGCUGGACGUGAAUGACAACGCGCCCGAAAUCACGAUUCUGUCACUGUCGAGUCCCGUGCCCGAGGACGUUCCGGUGGGCACCGUGGUGGCCGUGCUGAAUGUGCGGGAUCGGGAUUCGGGCGAGAACGGUCAGGUGUCGUGCGAGCUGUCGGGAGAGGCGCCGCUGUCGAUUGUGGCGUCGUCGGGCGGCUCGUACAAGGUGGUGACGGCGGGCGCGCUGGACCGAGAGCAGGCGUCCGAGCACCGCGUGACGGUGGUGGCCCGGGACCGGGGCAGGCCGGCGCUGUGGAGCAGCACGGAGCUGGUGCUGGAGGUGUCGGACGUGAACGACAACGCGCCGGUGUUCGAGGAGGCGGCGUACAGCGCGUACGUGGCGGAGAACAACGCGGCGGGCGCGCUGGUGCUGCGCGUGCAGGCGCGGGACGCGGACGCGGGCGCCAACGGGCGCGUGAGCUACUGGCUGGCGGGCGGCAGCGCGGGCGCGGCGGGCGCGGCGCCGCUCGUGUCGGUGGAGGCGCGGAGCGGCGCGCUGCGCAACGCGUGGCUGUCCUACGAGCUGGUGCAGGCGUCGGAGCCGGCGCUGUUCCGCGUGGGGCUGCACAGCGGCGAGGUGCGCACGGCGCGGGCCGUGUCCGAGCGGGACGCGGCCAAGCAGCGAGUGGUGGCCGUGGUGAAGGACCACGGGCAGCCGGCGCUGUCGGCCACGGCCACGGCCACGCUGCACGUGGUGCUGGCCGAGAGCUUGCAGGAGGCGCUGCCGGAGCUGAGUGACAGAGACGCUGUGUCCCACCUGUCGUCUGAUUUGAACCUCAUUCUUGUUGUGUCGCUCUCCGUCGUGUCCUUAUUAUUCGUUUCCACGGUCAUUUUUGUAUUUUUCUUUAAAUGUCGACAGUCGAGGAGCCCUCCCAUUUUUAUAACUUCUGAUAAGGAACUGUAUUCCACCUUGGGCUCAAAAGCACCGUACAACUACUGCAGCAGCACGCUGCCUUUGCCCUAUUCCUACGAGGUGUGUUUAGCUUCCGAGUCGGGGCAGAAGGACUUCACGUUCUUGAGACCGGGGGUGGCAGCCUUGUCUACCAAUGUCCUCUCUGCUGAUCCUGGCUCAGGCACUCGUUCUGGGGAGGACCCUCCUAGCACUGGGAGCUCUACACAGCAAGCUCAGCCUAACACAGAUUGGCGCUUCUCUCAGACCCAGAGACCUGGAACGAGUGGCUCCCAGAAUGGAGAGGAAGCUGGAGCCUGGCCCAACAACCAGUUUGACACGGAGAUGCUCCAAGCCAUGAUCCUGGCUUCAGCCAAUGAAGCUGCUGAUGGAAACUCGACCCUGGGCGGCGGCAAUGGCACGAUGGGGCUGAGUGCCCGCUACGGCCCGCAGUUCACCCUGCAGCACGUCCCCGACUACCGGCAGAACGUCUACAUCCCGGGCAGCAACGCCACGCUCACCAACGCCGCCGGCAAGCGCGACGCCAAGAACGCCGCUCCCGCCGCAGGCAACAAAAAGAAAUCCGGGAAGAAGGAGAAGAAGUAGUGAAGAAGAAAAAGGAGACCUUAGAGCUACAGGGCAGCCGGCUCCAGCACUCCCCCCAAAACCACAGCCCAGGCCGGAGGACGAAUGUGAAUUUUUUUGUGGUGCAAAAGUAGGAAAUGCUGCGAAUGUAUCUGGUCAUCAUCAGAGCUGAGAGCAGGGGCUCGCUGCUCUCAGGUCUCAUGAUGAACACCAAUCCGGAGUCUAAACCGAACGCAAACAAGUGCCCUGUGAAUAAUGUUUUAUACAAUCCCUUGGGUAUUAGAAUAUGCAAGGGCCGAAGGUCUUUUGCCACGUCUUUGGAUCCAGUUUGCUCCCAGCUAGUCCAAGAAAGGCACAAGGCUUGUGCUCGGCUUUGCCCAGUGUAAAUAAUUUUAAUGUGGAUCUUUUAAUUUACAGCCCUUCAGCUAUUUUUUGGAAAGGAAAAGGAAGUUCUUAGCUUAGAGCCCAUGCUGUUCUUUGCUGUUAAAUUUUCCAUUAGUAAAAUUCAUCCCCAGUCAAUGAUAGCGAUGGAAUUUGGAUUUUGGAAGUUGGUAGGGAGUGCUUCAGUUCCUGCUUACCUGUCAUCUAAAAAAAAAAAAGUGUUUAUAUUGCAUGAGUCAAAGGGAAUAUGGCAAAGCUGCAUCCUAAGCAUUUUUUCUUUUUUUUUUUUUUUUUUUUUUUUAAUGUGUAACCACUAAUGGCCUGAAAUAUGAUAAGGAAAAAGCCCUCCUGCUGUGUGAGAGGCAGGGAAUUCCACGAGGAGCAUGCCGAGGUGUGCGGCAGCUGCCCCGGCGGUUCUAGGGGUCUCCGAAGAGCAGACACAUCUCAAACCUUCUUUGCAGUAAAUAUUUAUAUGUACAGUCGAUGUUCUUAUGGAAUUAAGGCUAAGAGAGCCUCGCUGCCCCGCGGCCAGGCCUGGCCAGGUCCCCGCGCAGGGGACACGGGGACGACGCUUCACUGUCUGCACAGGUGUCUGCAUGCACGUCCCUCACCUCACACCUGCACUAGCGCAGCAGCCCCACGGACCCGCAGAAGUCCUCGCAUGCCCACGGGGUGUGAACGCGCCGGCAGCCGCCCGGGCUGCCCUGGGGAAGGGGUGGGAGGGGGUGGGAUGGCUCAGGCGGGGUGGGGAAACUCAUUAUUGCUUCUUGUUCGGGCCCCAAAGGUUGUUUGGGGUGGUCGGGUGGUUCUUGGCGGUCUCGCCCGAAGCGGGGGAUCCGCGGAGCUGCCGCUGCAUGGCUUUGGUGCAGAGUUGGUGGCUGAGUAAGUGAUGGUUGUUUGGUGGCGUUUGGGGACCAGAUCCAGACGAGGGACCCCAGAGCAGGGGGUGACGCUGCAAAGUGGGGGGCAGUGACUGGGGGAGUGUCGCAUGGACCAUGCGGGGCCAGCCUGGAGGAGGAGGUGAUGCUCCCGCUGGCUUUGGGCUUUGAGCCCUGCGGGCAGAAUUGAAGGAUGAGGAUUAGAGUUUCUCCAUGUGCCCAUCACCAAAGCACCAGGCCAGCUUCCCAUAGCAAAGCAGCUCUGAGCCCCCGGGGGAGGCAGAUGGGAGCUUUGUGCAGCCAGAGCCAGGAGAGGAGCUGUGGGGUGGCCCGGAGGGGGCCACACCGAGUUUCCCAGGGGGUGUGUGUUGUUUUUUUCCUUUUUUAAUCACUAACACGUAACUCACCCGAGCAGAUCCAGCCCUUUCAGCCAGGCUCUCCCCACCCCUGUCCCCUCCCCAGACCAGGGCAGCAGGAGCAUAUCCUCCGUGGUUCAUCCAGAUCCAGCCACCUCUGGUGCUGGCUGCUCUGGGAGCGGUUCCCACCCUGUCCCCUGCAGCUGCCACCUGCCCCCCCUCUAGAAAUGCUGUAGCUGAAUUGUAGUCUUUAUAUUUUCUUUUUAAUCUGCAAUCUGAGGUAGCGUAGUGAGUGUCGUGUAUUUAGUGGCGUGUUAUUUUUAAUUGCAGUAACUAACUUGUGGACAUCAGUAUUUUCAAUUUUCUCUGUAUCUUCUUUCCAUGUGGUCUGUGCUCCGAGUGUGCGUGAAAUGAAACACGUUUGCCCUUUCAAUGUGUCUAAUAUUGAAUUAUACUUAUAUAUUAUAUAUAUGCUUAUAUCCUUCUUAUACCCAUAUAGACCAACGUCGAUGUGUUACACGCAAGUUUUAUACUCUAAUAUUUAUAUUGCUUUUUUUCUUUGGGAAAAAAAAAUAAUAAAAUGGUUUCUUCUGAA